UUCCGAUGAUUAAACCAGUCGAGAGUCGCAGUCGCCGUCGCAGUCGUCGUGAGAAAAUCAUAGCGGGAGUUGUUGCGUGGAAAAGUCGCAUUUUAAUGGAAAAUUGCAGCGUAAAAUGAGCAAAUCGCUGUCACACUCUAUACAAAUAAACAAAGAAUUCAAUUACAAAUAAACGGUGAGAGAGUGAAGAGUGUCAAUUGAGAGAAUUAACAGUGGAAUACAAGAACAACAAAUACAAAAGAAAAAAAAUCUAACGCCAACGCAAGAAAGCGACAACUACAACAACCAGACGAAGACGAAGGCGUCAGCGUUGGCAGCGACGUCAGCGUCAAAAUGUAUACAAUGGCGUUGCAAUGGCAGCAGCAGAAACAGCAGCAGCGCCUCCUCUGAACCCGAACUGAACUGUUGCUAGCAGAGCAGUGGGCGGCGGCAGCGCAGCCCAGCGUUAGGGUUGCCUGCGAGUGCGAAGGAGACAAUUAACCAACUAACAAGCAUUUGCCAUAAAACAGACGAGAUCAAAGCAUCAAUCAUGAGUUAUAUGAGAAGCAGCUGCGGCUCCAGCCUCAAUCUGGAUCAUGCGCUGGCCGCACGCGAACUGGAUCACACGGAGCGCAGCAAUCUGGAGGCGAGCAUCUUCAGGCAGCGUCUACAAGCGGCCGAGAAUCUCUAUCAGCGUAAUUUAGCCGGCCACUAUGGCUGUGUGAAUGCGCUGGAGUUUAGCCAUGGUGGCGAAUACUUGGCAUCUGGUGGCGAUGACAAGCGUGUGCUGCUGUGGCAUGUGGAUCAGACGCUGGCGAGUGUAGGGCAGGAGCAGCCCAAUGUCAUGUACGGCGAACAUGCCAGCAACAUCUUCUGUCUGGGGUUCGAUAGCCACAACAAGUAUAUCUUCUCUGGCGGCAAUGAUGAUCUUGUCAUACAGCAUGAUCUGGGCACUGGCAAGAACUUGAAUUACUUUUCUCACGAUGGUCCCGUUUAUGGCCUCAGCGUGGACAGGACGAGCACGAAUUUGUUCAGCGUCGCCACUGAGCAUGGCGAGAUUCUCGUCUAUGAUCUGCGUGCGGGCAAAACGGAUCCUUUGGCCAUUGCCAAGUUUCGGACGCCAUUUAAUGCUGUUGAAUUUCAUCCACUCAAUGGCAACUUUUUGGCCACCGCCAAUGCUAAACGUGGUGCUCAGCUUUGGGACCUGCGUCAUCACACACAAGCUCUUUGUCAAUACAAUUACAUAACCGAAUCUCCCAGCUGCAUGAGCGUGCGCUUCAAUUGCAAUGGGAGCUUAUUGCUCACCCUGCAUCGUCGCUUGCCACCCAUUUUGUAUAGUCCCAGCUCAUCGGAACCGUUGUGCUCCUUUUAUCAUGAUGAAUACUUUAAUUCCUGCACCAUGAAGAGUUGCACCUUUGCUGGGCCGCAGGAUGAGCUCGUCGUCUCUGGUUCGGACAACUUUAACAUGUUCAUCUGGCGUCUGGAUGGCGUUGAUUUGGAGAAGAAGAAUCAGUGGAUAGAUACGCUGCCUGUGAUUCUGACUGGGCAUCGUUCCAUUGUCAAUCAAGUGCGCUACAAUCGUCAACGCUGUCUACUCGCUUCCUCUGGUGUGGAGAAGAUUAUCAAGUUCUGGAGUCCCUUUGCCCAACAUGGCUGGGAGGGUUCGUUGAUGGAGCCUUCCGAUACGCCUUAUUGCACGCGUACACUGCAUCGCAAUGCGUCGGAUCAUGUGUCUCAGGAUUUCAGCACACGCAAUAUGGAAGAGGAUCAGGUGAUGCUUGCCUUCUUCGACACGUUGGUACAACGCGAGCUGGAAGCGUGGAACUGCAUGAGCAGCACAGGCAAUGCCACUGGACAUCAGACAAUCAGCAGUGACAGCAGCUCAGCCAGCUCCACGGAGCACAGCGAGAGCAGCACACAAUCGGAGGAGGAGCAGAGCGAAGUUGACACCCCCAAUGUUAGUGAACUGAGCUGGCUAACGCAUCCGAAUCGCAUCUUCUAUCUGAUAGCUAAAAAGCGCCGUGCGCUGUUGGAGCUGGCAGUAAAGGGUACCGGAGGACAACAUCGCAAUGUGGAGCAGCUGCUGGCUCGACUGAUGGGGGAACAGCGACAAGUGGCCACACAGGCGCGUAUCAGCGAGUGGCUGGAAGAGACGCAUCGUCUAUUUGGCGAUGACGAUUUACCCACCACAUCCGCUGAGGCGGCGGCAAGGGAACGCAGUCGUCGGGAGUCCAUCUCGCAGCCCGCCAGUCGCAGUCCAAGGAAGCCGCCCGAGCUACGCAAGGUGGAAUCGCUGCAGACCUCUUUUGAGCAGCUGGAUCGCAAGCGAAAGCUGAUGCGUUUACGGUUUGCGGCCAUCAAACGAAGAUGCACGGUGCGACGUCCAAGAGUUGAGGUACAGGAGAAUGAUACUGCUGAUGCCUACGAUGCGGACUGGCCUGAGGAGGAGGAUGAUAAUGUGGCGCCUUUGGCGGCGCACGAAGCUAACGAUGUCAACAACGACGAUGAUGACAGCAACAGCAAUCCUGAUGACAGCACGUCCAACACAUCGAUGGAGGCACAAUUGUCGCAGGCGCCAAGCACCUCCAAUUCACUGCAUUUUCUGCUGGACGCCACCGAGGCCAACAAUAAUAGCCAAAUGGCCGAGAAUAACAAUAAUAAAAUCAACAAUCUAAUCCCGACCACUGGGACCUGUCACUCAGAGACAACCACAUCCACUACGUCCUCCUCGAGUCAGGCAAACAUUUAAAUUCAAUUCGGAGCAACAUGUUUGUGCUCGAUAAAAUUUGCGUUUG
Molecule: messenger RNA, 2774 nt
Organism: Drosophila albomicans
Lineage: Eukaryota; Metazoa; Arthropoda; Insecta; Diptera; Drosophilidae
Product: DDB1- and CUL4-associated factor 5
Exons: 7
Coding region: 530-2728 (732 amino acids)
Biological process (GO): negative regulation of fatty acid biosynthetic process
Cellular component (GO): Cul4-RING E3 ubiquitin ligase complex; cytoplasm
Molecular function (GO): protein binding
Source: RefSeq, a predicted model, not a curated record